Molecule: messenger RNA, 717 nt
Organism: Trichobilharzia regenti
Lineage: Eukaryota; Metazoa; Platyhelminthes; Trematoda; Strigeidida; Schistosomatidae
Source: the annotation of a GenBank genome assembly
AUGAGACAGUUUAGCAAAUUAAUAUUGAAUGCAUGUGAAAAUGUGAAAUGUAAACUGGGUGAAAUGUGCACAGAUGGUAAAUGCAGCUGCCUUGAUGAUUGUCCAUCUGAGUGGAACAGUUACAAUAGACAGUUGUGCGUAGACGGCGUAACCUACAGACAUGAAUGUGACCUAUGGAGAAAUCAAUGUUAUUGUCGAUCAGGUGAUUCAAGAUGUGGUGGUGAACAGUUCAGUAAUCAUAGGGCCAAUGAAAAUUCUGCUAUCAAGUAUUACGAUGAAUGUCGUGAUCUUAGUGGUUUGUGUGACUGGGAUCAAAAUGAAAGCACAUUCGCUCUUCGACUUGGAAUGUGGUUUCAGGAGUUACUACGUCAAAAGUGGUCUUCUUCAUCUUGGUCAAAUGACGACGAUAGUCUACUUCGUCCAAUGGAUACCAAAGCAAGAAGUACAACAAGUAAACUGGUCUCACAAAAUUCACCUCAUGAAAGAGUCAAUGGAGGAGUUAUCAGUUACUGGUUCUGUGAACUUGAUCGAAGAAACAGAGGAUCAUUACAACAAGAUGAUUUGAAUGCCUUGUAUCAGCUGUUAUUACCGUCAACACCAUGCCUAGAAGUAUUUAUUAAUCGUUGCUCUGGUUCUGGGGGAAUAUCAUUCGACCAGUGGCAUAAUUGCUUCGAUAUACCUUCGGAAGAACGAAUGCAAUGCAGUGAGUUCAAAUAG